Messenger RNA from Corticium candelabrum, 1978 nucleotides. RefSeq names its product protein C-ets-2-like. The record is from RefSeq and is a predicted model, not a curated record. Gene Ontology annotation, cellular component: nucleus. Gene Ontology annotation, biological process: regulation of transcription by RNA polymerase II; cell differentiation. NCBI's taxonomy places the organism in Eukaryota, Metazoa, Porifera, Homoscleromorpha, Homosclerophorida, Plakinidae. Bases 164 to 1576 code for a protein of 470 amino acids. Gene Ontology annotation, molecular function: sequence-specific DNA binding; DNA-binding transcription factor activity, RNA polymerase II-specific. The transcript is spliced from 6 exons.
ACCAAGUUACGUCAUUGUGACGACCUCGAGAUAAUCCGUCCCACGUUGGCUCGCCGAUAAGACAGGGCAGCCUUACAGAGAACUGCUCAGUUGUGCACAUCUGUCUGUUGUAGAAACAUUAGGUUGCAAACGAUAGGAAGUCGCUAGAAGCAAGAAGGCGUUCAUGUAUACCGUAUCUGAGAUGGAUUCUCCCAGCCGUGUGCAACAUGCUGGAUCUUGUCAUACUUACGGCUUGUCUGCUAGUUCGGCCAACGUAUCACUGACCACUAGAGCGGUGGCGUUACCCGCAGCCUCGUGUCGGAUCUCGAGCUCGGGCGCCCCGCAGAUCAGCGUGACAAUGGACGUGAGUCGAGGACACCACACACCGACAAUGUACACCGACGGGCUAUUGAGCAGAUUCGGCUACGAGCCCCGAGCUCGUCAUUCGCAAGUGGGCGAUUUGGAUUACCUCGUCAGGAUGUUAUGCGACAACUUUACGUACGAGCGUGAACGAGUCGGCAUGGAGCAAGAUCCAAUGAAGUGGUCUGUUUCCGAAGUUCAGAUCUGGCUGGCCUGGGCUAUACACGAAUUUCACUUGGAACGCAUCGAACGAGACAACUUCAGAGUAGACGGUCCAACUUUGUGUGCGAUGUCGCAACAAGAUUUUCUCAGGCGGACUCCACAGUUUAUGGGAGAUAUUUUGUAUGCGCACAUCCAGCACCUUCGCUCAGCAAGCGCUUCAUCUGUUAGUCAACCAUACAGCAGUGCUGAUGAGAUAGAUCAACUGGUACAAACGUUGGUUCCUGAAAUCACAGUUAGUGCACACUCUGCUGCUGUGGGCGGUCAGUUGCAACCUCCAGCACCAUCUUACAGUCCCGAGACACCACCCAAGUCUCCAUCCAAUGAUGAUCUAUUACAGUAUGAAGACAGGUCAUCUCCAUCCACAGCAACCAGAACAAAUCUUCUUCCUCCUCCUUACAGACAAGUUCCUAGCCCUACUUCAUGUGGUAGCUCUUGUCAAUCUGGGCUCAGCUCACCUCGAGUCUCACCGUGUGCAUCUCCAGCUCCCCCUGGUCCUUCUAUGUCGGUACAGGCUGCUAUGACUGCUGCGUACACAGAAAGUAGUGGUCCGAUUCAACUUUGGCAAUUUCUUUUGGAACUCUUGACUGACAAAAAGAACAUGGACUGUAUUGUGUGGACAGGACGGGAAUGGGAAUUCAAACUGACUGAUCCUGAACUGGUUGCUCAGAGAUGGGGAAAGCGGAAAAACAAACCCAAGAUGAAUUACGAGAAGCUUAGUAGAGGACUUCGAUAUUAUUAUGACAAAAACAUCAUCCACAAAGUUCCAGGGAAACGUUACGUUUACAAGUUUGUUUGUGAUCUGGAAUCACUACUAGGAUGUUCAGCAGCAGAGCUGCAAGCUCGAUACAACAGUGAUGUAGUGAACAUGUUCUCCCACCAGCAAUUGCAACAGCCUUUAUCUUCUUAUAGCUACACCACCUCCCUUCCCUCAGUACCUAUGAACAGUCAUCCUUACUCAUCUUACUGGCAACCUUCAUGUCAGACUUCAUCUUUCCCAGCCACUUACUACGCAUGACCUGCUGGUAAACUCUAUGAAGACAAGGGCUUUUCUUUUGAGAAACCAUGGCCGGAUUGAUGUUUCAGUUACAGUGUAUAUCAAAGUGAAAGAUUAUUAUGUCUUUAAUACUAGUGAAGCUUGUUUUUUCACAACAGACUAUUAUUAUAGAGUUUGGAGAGGUCCUGACUGAGCUGUCACCUUGGUGACUUAAUUAAGUUUCAACUGAAUAGUUGGUUCAGUUUCAUUUUCAUUUCUGAGCCCAGAGGGCAGAUUCAGGGAAGUUGUAUGUACUACAUGUAUAUAUGUAUAUGGGCAGAUUUGUUACAAAGAGCAAGAUGUAUAGCUGCAUGCAUGCAGGUGCUGCACACCCACAUUAAUUUAAGUUAAAUAAAAUCAUUGAACGCGUGUACACGUACAAAA